UUGGCGGUUGUACACUUUAGCAUAGCCCUAAGUAAACUGUUUAUACUACGUAUUUGUAAAAAGCUCUGACUUGAGCUUAAUCGUGCAACAAAUUCAAGCUACGGAGCACCUGCAAACUUCAUCUUCUUUACAGUCAUCACAACCAAAUUCCCACGCUAUUCUACAUUUCUACUCCUCUCUGUCAUCUUCUUCAAUCUGCUGCAAAAGUUUGCUUAAUCUGUUGAUUCUUGAAUAUUCUGCUUACUAUUCUUCAAACUACAAGCAGGCAACAUGAGGGAAGUUGUUACACUUCAAAUUGGAGGUUUUGCCAAUUUCAUAGGCUCUCAUUUCUGGAACUUCCAGGAUGAGCUGCUUGGUUUGGCUGGUGACCCUGAUGCUGAUCCAGUGUUUAAAAAUCCUGGAGUUAACAUGGAUGUGCUUUAUCGCUCUGGAGAGACUCAUGAGGGUGUUCUUACCUAUACCCCUCGAUUAGUUUCUGUUAAUUAUCAAGGAUCCCUUGGAUCAAUGAGCUCCCAUGGUACAUUGUAUAAUCAGACUUCAGAAUCACCUUCCCCUGUGGCCACCUGGAAAGGCAGUGUAUCCACCCAACGUUCUGAGUCUCACAAGAGAAACUUAUUCCUGCAAAGUUUGUACGAGGAAGAGCAGAAGCAAAAAAUUGGUAAAGACAACAGAAAUGCUGAUUUGCCAGAUGAUAUUGGAGACAAGGAUAUAGUGGAAUCUUUGGAAAAUGAUGUACAGUUCUGGACUGACUUCUCAAAAGCCCAUUAUCAUCCACAGAGUCUAUAUGAAAUAAAUGGGUUGUGGAUGGAUGUUGAGGGAUUUGAUAAUUAUGGUAUGGGAAAGGAUGUUUUUUCUGAAAGUUUUCGGGGAGAAGAGAUGACCGAAAGACUCCGUUUCUUCAUAGAAGAGUGUGAUCAUGUACAGGGAAUACAAUGUGUGGUGGAUGAUUCGGGGGGCUUUUCCAGUGUGGCAGUAGACUUUCUGCAGAACAUUGCUGAUGAAUUCACCAAUACUCCAGUGUUACUUUAUACUGUUCGCGAUCCUGGUUCAUCAAUGAGCUCUAGAAGUCGAAAAAGGAACAUUUCUCGGGACCUUCAUGAUGCAAUUUCUUUUGCAAAACUAUCUCCUUUCUGCAAACUAAUUGUACCCGUUGGUUUACCUUCUUUGAGUGGAAGCAAAGUUUCAACAAAUCUGCAUGUGAAUGAUAAAAAGCCUUUCCAUAGCAGUUCAAUCUAUGCUGCUGCUCUUCACACUCUCAGCCUGCCCUUUCGCAUGGACACGCUUGCGCCUGCUGCAACUUCUGGAUCUUCUCUUGGUGCUUUGGAUAUCAAUAGCAUUGCACAGAUGCUAUCUGGCCACCUCCGACAGAAUAUGGUUGCUACAUUAGAUGCUACCAUGCCUGCACCUGCUAUUGGGGAACCUGCUCAGGAACAAUUAUUGAGUAAGUUGCAGUCAUUGACUCCAGAAACAUCGGAAAAUAUGGAAGACGUGCAUUCUGUAGAAACAUUGGUGAUACAUGGAGCUCUUAAAUCAGGUGAGCAACGAGCAUCACUGUCUGAAGUCCAACAAGCUAUUUCUGCUGCUUAUGAACAGGCAUCUUUGAGGCCUAGAUUCUGUAAUCUAUCUGCUGUAACUUGCCCUCUCCCGAUACCAUUACCAUUUCCAUCUAUAUUCUCGGAAAAUGUUGGUUGCAGUGGACAACUGCUUAGCAAUCCUAGUCCAAAUUCAUCUUCAAAGGGACCACUCGAUGUCCAUUCUAUCCCUAUGGCUGCAAGACUGCGCUCUAGCAGUGCUGUAUUACCUUUCUUGUCCAGCAGGCUGGAAAACCUUCGGAAAUUUGGUAUUCAAUAUGGUGCUAUCGGAGGAGAAUUAAUGAAUAGUUGGGGUUUUGGAAAGGAGGAACUUGAAGAUAUGGGAGAGACAUUAUCAAACAUGGUCAGGAAUCUGGAUCCAUACUCUGAUGUAACCUCUGAUUCAGAUUAGUUUAACUGUAGACAUGCUACAAGAACUUAUAAUCUGUUGUAAAUACAGUUGAAUUUUUCCUUUGUUUACUCUAGAAAGAUCCUUGGACCGACUGGCUCAAGUAUAGGUUUCUUUCGAUAGGUCUAUAAUAUUUACUUUUUUUUUUUUUUUUUUGAAUAGAUCUAUAAUAUUUACUUUAUGAAGCUUACAGCCUUGCACUCCGUAAGUCCGUAUUUCUUGAUGACGUUCGACGGAUUAAAAUAUUAGUCUAUCGGUUACUCCGUGUUGACUGUAUAUGCUCGAGAGAAGGGUAUCUUAAUACUACCUCUGAUUUUUUUUAGUUGCAACUUCGGGUAUCAUUUGUGAGAUAUAAAAUAUUUCAAAAUUGCAACUAAAAAAAUCGAAGGUAAUAUUUAUUCUUCCUUGCCUUCAAUUUUUUUUUUUUUUUUUAAGGAAAUCCUGUAAAAAAAAAUGUGACUAAUAAUAUAAAGAGAAAUUCAACAAUUUUUCAUACUCGAAUUUUCAAACCUGACCAAAUUAAUGUAUACCUAUCCGAACAUGGAAUACCAUUCCACCCAGAAAAUUUAAUUGGCAGACAUUUCUAUCAUCCAUCAAUUAUGUUGCUACUAAUUAAUUGAACAUGGGAAAGACUGGCAAAAUGUCGUUCAAUUUUAAAAUUUUCGUGUAAGAAUAUACUGGAACUAAUACAAAUAGAAUAAACAUAACAUAAGCUAAAACAUAACAGGUGAAAUUGCAGCUCAUUGUACUCUGGAUUUGUCUCACAUUCUUGUCCUCCAUUUUCAUUCUUCCAAGUCCACUUUAGAAUUAUUUGAAACUCAUACGUGCUAUGUGGCGAUAUGAUACGUUUUUGAUAGCGAAGACAAUUGCCUUUUGAUUUUUUAUUUGCUCUUAUUUAUUUAUUUUAUUUAAAAAAAAAGUCAAUUUAGCGUUUAAUCAUAAUAAACCUGGGGCCAAGCUUAUAACUAAAGUCAAGGACAAAGAGGAGGGAAAAAUCUUGAUAAAGCAUCAGCAAAGUUACCUAACCCUUUAAUUAAUCAUGAAAUUUACUUAAAAUGGGGCAUAAAGCUAACUUAAAUCUUUGUGAAAGCAACAUGUAGCUUACAUAAGUUGCAUGUUUAGUUGUUAAACUGGACUUAUGCAUUACACCCACACGAGAGAAUUUCUCCUGGAAGCAGAAGAACUUUUGAAAUUGCGCAAAAUGUUCUCUAGCCUUGAAUCUUGUAUCUUUUAUAGAGUAAAUACAACGAUGUACAUGUAAUGUUCAAGCCUUGAAUCUCAACUAUCUUUAAUUUUAUGUAUCUACUACAUCCAUAUGACCAUAUUGAUAGUGAAUAAAACAUAUUCUUGGGCCUCAACCAUCAGCUUAAGCUUUUGGUUGAGUUGUCCUUUAACAUGGUAUCGAAGCCAGCGUGACACAAAGGUCAUGGAUUCAAAUCUCAUCCACCCCUCUUUCAAAGUGGAAUUAAUUUGCGCCAGACAUGAGAGGACCUGUACAACUUUUGGUUGAGUUGGCCCUUUAACACAUAUUCAUUGCUUGAUGGUACGUAGCUGCACGUUUCAAGUUAGUGCAUUUACAUAUAUACCUCACUCUUCAUAGAGUCAUAGCCAAAUAAACAUGUAUAGUGAACGUACACACCAUCUUUGGUGUAGCCUCCUUUGAUACACCCGGGUGACUAACGUAUAUUGAUAGUUUUUGCAACUAAUGAGUGCAAAACAAUAACAAGAGAUAAACUUUGGUGAUUGAUGGUUAUAAACUUAUAAUGCUAAGAUUUGCUAACAGACAUUUACAUCCUUCUUAAAAAUGAUAUACUUGGUAACACGUUAUUUCAAAUGUGACAAAACUAUAUGUCAAAUUCAAGCAAUAACAUAAAAAGAUGGACUCUAUUAUUUCCCUUCUUAUUGUCGUCAAGUAGUUGUCUACAUAUUAUUGAAUAUAAAUCACAAACAUAUCUUUCUGUAAGUUUGUUUUUCCUCUUCCUUUAGCUCCCAUAAUUUAACCUCUCUUACCUUAGUUUCUUAUCUUUUUUGGGGGGUUGGUUUGUCUGACAUGAGUCUUUUGUUGACUCUUCGAAUUAAAAAACGGACAGCUUUGAGGGGUUGAUUGAGAUAUAAUUUGUUUAAAUGCAAGGAACCACGUACAUCACUUCAUUGACAAUUUUAUCACGUUUUUAGCUAUUUACGUAUCAUACAUUUGGGUGUACAUACUAAGAUAUAUUUGCAUUAUACCAACGUUCAAUUAUGUAAAAUAAUAGUACAAAAAUACUACUCGUAGUAGGUAAGUUGUGCAACUGAGAGAUUUUCAAAGUAAGAUAGAUGAGAAAAUAUUGACUAAAGUAAGAAUUUAGCAGCUGCCUUAACUAGUUACUUUGACCACCGAAUAAUGAAGGGAAAAAAAUAAUAUAAAAAAUGAAAAGGUCUGGUAUGUCUUUCAACCUAGUAGAAAUAACCCACGUGCAAAUGAAUCUAACGUUCUUCCAAGAAAUUAAUAAAAAUAUUUAAAAUUUAGCAUUAGUAGUAACUGUGAAGUUAGCUAGCUAGCUAGCUGCCUAGUUUAGUAGCUGUCCAUUACAACUCUUAGGAAAUUAUUAAUCAAAUACUUACUUCUAAGUUUUACGUAAUUAUUUAAAGUGUAAUUUAAUCAAAUACUUACUUCUAAGUUUUACGUAAUUAUUUAAAGUGUAAUUUGCAUAGUCUAGUUAUAUUUUAUCUAUGUGUAUAACGCACAUGAACAUCAAUGUGCUUUGCCUGCACAAAGGUGCACCCUACAUCAUCAAUUAAGCAUUGUAGUACUAGCUCCGUUGUUAAUUAGGAAGGUCACAAAUCUACAAUGAUAAUCCUACCUAUAAUAAUACUCAGUAUUUUAUAGCAAAAAUAAAGUAAUAUAAUUAAUUACUUGGAGAAAAAAUACGUCAAAUAUAAACAAUAUAAUUAUUAAAAUAUUAUGGUAGUUAUACUUCAAACAACCACUGUACAAUUUUUAAUUAUUACCAUCCAUUAUUUAGUAACAAAAACAAUGCAGUCUUACCUUUUAUCUCGAAAAAUCUUCAAAUAUUAAAGUGAGGGUGAAUUGAAUAGGGGUUUUAUUAGCUAUUUAGGAGGAUCCGAGGAUGUGAUGAGUUUGUAGGUACUACGCAAAUAAUUAUGUUUGACAAUACUAAACUUAAGAUCUCUCUCACCUCACAACUUAAUCACAAGAACUCUGAUCUUGACGGUGUUGUUAAAAGAUAGAUUUUCGAAAUUUACAAUAUACGAUCACCAAACACUUGAAAUAAUAUAUGGUACUAUCUUGAUUAGUCAAACUUACCACAAACUUACUAAAGUGAUCUAAAUCCACUAUUUUUAUGCACUGCGCAGUCAACUGUAUUAAACUUUUCAUUGUUUGGUGGCCAUUUAACCAACCAGUACGUGGUCCUUUUGUUUGAUUUUUCAUCAAGGUUUUACUGAAAAUAGUUAAAACCAUGUAGUUUUUAUAGGAAAUCUGACAUUAGGGUUGUAGGGUGCACCCCCUAAAUUGUUACUUGUAAAAGGUAAAUUGCAAUAAUUUUCUCAAUUUAACAAUAAUUGCUAUGAAGGGUAUAUUAUUUGAUAUUCUAUUCAUAUGUACAGGCCGUAGCAUUGAUUUUAGGGGCUCUGUUCCAAAUCGAAAAAGGGGCCUUAAUAAUGUUAAAAUUAUACAUUUUUUUUUAAUCUAUAAUUUUGGCAAUGCACAAUUUUCCUAUAUAUACAUUGCAAAAUAAAAAUGCUUUCACAUAACUGGCGAAUUACUCGAUAACGUUGAUUCUCAAUCUUUGUUCAAAAGAAUAGGACCAAUUUGGACCUUCAAAAAAUAAAAUUGUUAGAUACAGAACUAGUCUCCCAUCUGUUGUAUAUCAAUCAAAUCUGCUAUAUAUGAUUACGAAUCUUAGAGCAUCCAUUCCUUUGAUUUUGAUGUAAGAUGAUUGUAUAAUUUUAAUUCAUUCAUUCAUUCAUUCGUAUAUAAUUAUUGAUUGAAUUUGUUUUAUGAUUGAUUAGCUGUGCAUUGGUUCUGUUUUGAAUGCCAUUCAUCUAAACAACCACUGAACCACUGACCACGGUAUGUAUUUGUAGGAUGUUAGAUUAAUUGUACGAUACAGCUAAUUAGAUUAAUAGCGUGCAAUAGUCUAGAAUUUCCACUUUUCCAGAUAUUAUUAGCCAAAAUCAAAAAUUAAUGUCUCUGUUGCAACACGAGCAGGGCCGAAAAAAAAAAAA
Messenger RNA from Chenopodium quinoa (quinoa), 6210 nucleotides. Its product is annotated as protein misato homolog 1-like. Bases 271 to 1983 code for a protein of 570 amino acids. Gene Ontology annotation, cellular component: cytoplasm. NCBI's taxonomy places the organism in Eukaryota, Viridiplantae, Streptophyta, Magnoliopsida, Caryophyllales, Amaranthaceae. The record is from RefSeq and is a predicted model, not a curated record. The transcript is spliced from 10 exons.